UCCAGGUGCGCAGUUCACUUGUAGCACCCUUCUUUCUAACCACUGAAGUACCGACAGCAAGCUCUACCUCCCACAGUCCCUCAUGGCUAUCCACACCUCCCACAAUUCCUGCCAAGCCCCUGGUGACGUUGCAGAGCCGCGGCCCACCUGAUCUGUCAACUUCGGUCACGUGAUCCACCUCCCGAGAGCCGCCAUUUUGAAGCGCUUGUGGCUUGAGUUGUCGGCGUGCGUGUUCUAUUUUUAGGUGUAGAGAGGGGGGAAUUGCUGUGGUUCGAGAUUUCCCCUCGUGGGGUUGGGGUGGACAAAGCGGAAUAACAGUCAGUGCAAAGGGUGAGAUAUCAUGGAAAACUCGGAAUGUGUAACAAUGGCAAUACAAAACACGGAAGAACCAAAAGCUCAUCAAACCAAACUCAAACAUGACCCGUUAAUUCAUGUUAUUCAAAAACUAUCUGCAGUGGUUGAGAAUGAUAAGCCUAGCAGGUGUUUUGAAGGAAGAAAACGUUCUCAUCCAGAUAAAGAAAUGCAGUUGGAUAUUCAUGAAAGCUGUGCCUCUCCAUCUAUAUCAGAUCUAGAUAUUCAUCCUAAAAGAAUUAAAGCAGAAGCAGUCAUUGAUCAUUCACAUGCAGACCUUUUUUUACCAAGAGAAAGAAAGGCAAUGUUUUAUCAGUGUAGUCUUUGUAAUUUCCUAUCUCACUCUUUUGAAACCCUAAAAAUUCACGUAAAGAAUCACGGUCAGCAAAAUGAAAUCAUUCUUAUGUGCUCUGAGUGCCAUAUAACCUUUAAGAAACAUGAAGAUCUUGAAGGUCACAUAAAAAAACAUUGUGAGACUGAGGACACUUUGCAUCCACAGCAGUGUAAGCAGCUAUCUACAUCUCCAGAUUUCCCUGAAAAAGUAAGAAAAAAAUGGUAUGCACAUGAGGACUAUGGGUUGUAUCGAUGUCUGAUUUGUAAAUAUACCUGUGGUCAACAACGUAUGUUAAAAACUCAUGCUUGGAAGCAUGCAGGUGAGGUUGACUGUUCAUAUCCCAUAUUUGAAGAAGAGAAUGAGUCUGCUGGUCUGCCAGAUUCCACUGUUGCUCAUAGUCCACAUGGGAGUGAAUCAGUUUUAUCUGAAGAUACUGAAAGUAGACCUAACUCUCAAACACCUGACAAGGUUCAGGUAUGUGAUUCUUUGUUGCUGGAAAAUACAGUAAAAAAUACAGAGACUAUAAAUUCAACAACUAAUCCAGAGACAAUCGAAGUUGUAGUGGUAGAUGAUUCUUUAUCAGAUGCAGACCAAGAUAACAUGAUUACAAAUAGCCUGCUGUCUUCUGCCCAGAAAAUCAUUAGCUGUAGUCAGAACAAAAAAGGCCAUGUAAAUGUAAUUGUGGAGCGUUUGCCAAGUGCAGAAGAAACUGUUUCGCAAAAAGCACUCUUGAUUAGCAAUGAUUUGGCGGUUAAAAAGAAAAUUGUCCCCCGUGAUUCCCAGAUUGUUUGUGAAGGCUCAGUUGAAGUCUACCAUGCAGACAAAAAUGUGGUUGAAAAUGAAGAGAUUAUCAUAGGCUGGAGUAAUACAAUUAAAACUGGAGAUUUUCAUGAAAGUAAUGAAAAUUUUCCUCCAGUGAGAAGGAGAACAAAUUCUGAAUGCUUACGAUUACACUCUUUGGCUGCAGAAGCACUGGUAACAAUGCCUAUUAGUGUUGUUGAAUGUCCCAAGUCCAGCCUCCGAAUUCUUAGUAAGCCUGAUUCACUAGAUCCAGAUACCGGACAGCAAGAGGGUGAUCGAAACUUUGCAACAUACUCCAAAAUAGUGUCAUCUAAGAUGCCUGAAAAAGUAGAUGGCUGUGGACAGACUGUUAUUAACCUUAAAGAAAGUCAAGAAGGAAGUGAGCUGAAAGAAGCACCUAUAAAGAUGGGUAUUAGCAUGUCUUUGCUUAAAGUCAUUGAAAAACUAAGGGAACGGACAGAUCAAAAUGCUACAGAUGAUGACAUUUUGAAAGAGUUAAGGGACAAUGCUCAAACAGAAUCUACAGUUGACUUUGCCUCUAGCAGCAAUGUCGUAGAAUACUUACCUCAUGCUGAACGUCCAUACCGAUGUCGCCUGUGCCAUUACUCUAGUGACAACAAAGGUUACAUAAAACAGCACUUGCGAGUUCAUAGACAAAGGCAGCCCUAUCAGUGUCCCAUUUGUGAACAUAUAGCUGACAAUAGCAGUGAUUUGGAAAACCAUAUGAUAAACCACUGCAAAACAAGGAUGUAUGAAUGUAAACAUUGUGCAGAGUCAUUUUAUUAUAAGGCUCAACUAAGGAAUCAUGAGAGAGAACACCGUAGUCAUCCAGAUAACCGUACACUGUCUACAUCAAGCGAUGAACAGCAUGGUUCUAGUGGUGAUAAUGAAGACAAGCAACCCUCAGAAGGUAGCAAAUCAUGUAACCCAAAACUGUACCGAUGUGAUGUAUGCAGUUACACAAGCUCUACAUAUGUUGGUGUUCGAAACCACAGAAGAAUUCACACAUGUGAUAAACCAUACAGAUGUCAAGUGUGCAAUUUUGCCACUACAAAUAUGAGCAGUUUGAAGUGUCACAUGAGACGCCAUCCGGAGGAACAUCAAGCAGUACAGCUGGUAGAGCAGUACAAGUGCUCCCUUUGUGGAUAUGUAUGCAGCCACCCUCCAUCUUUAAAAUCUCACAUGUGGAAACAUGCAAGUGAUCAAAAUUAUAAUUAUGAACAAGUGAACAAAGCAAUUAACGAAGCUAUGUCCCAAAGCAGUCGGAUUCAAGGGGAAACAAUAAAGAAGAGUUUAUCAGAAGAUUCUGACAGAGUGCAUGUUAAUAGUGAGAGUUCUAUUCGGCAAUCAGCUUAUGGAGUCAAAAAUUACAUAGAAAGUCCAAAGGUCAAUCAGACUCAAAUUACCUUGUGCAAUACAGAGAAAUUACAAAGCCAGAUUCGACCUGAGGCAGAAUUAUGUGUACUACUUUUCUGCUGUUGUAUUUGUGGCUUUGAGUCAACAAGCAAAGAACUUCUAAUGGAGCACAUGAAAGCACAUGAGGGAGAAAUCAUAAAUAUCAUUCUAAAUAAGUCAGAAUCAGCAUCUUGAAAGUAGUAUUCAGUUCUUCUAUGGUAAAUCUACGAACAGGCUACAGGUGCUUAACCCAUUAUAUAUAAAACAUUGCUGGAGUCACCAGGUUUAAGUGGAUGUGUGUUUAAAAAAUUUCCUCUCUCCCUCUCAUAUAUAUAAUAUAUAUUUAUUAUAAUGACCCAUUCUGAUUGGCUAAUAUGUACAUCUAUACAUAAUUAAACAAGCCAAUACAGAAUAUUAAGGAUAUUAAAGGUCACUGGGUUUCGGGACCAUAUUAAAAGAGAACUAAACUUCAAAAAUGAAUGGCUAGAAAUUGAUCUAUACUAAACUUGCUGAACCAGCCUAAAGAUUCAGCAUCUCUAUAGUAGUGAUGAUCCAGUACUUCAAAGUGGUAACAGGGGGUCACCAUACAGUUAUCUGUUAGAAAUGUUUGCAACACUCACUUGCUCGGUGAGCUCUGAGCAGCUGGGGAGAAGCUGAGCUUAAGGGUCAACAGCUUAAGGGAUCAAACAGAACAUGAGGUUUGUCUAUCAAAGAGGGUAAUGCAACAGUGCUGAUUAUUCGUUUCUGAUGCUAAUUGCACUGGUUUCAGAGCUGCCAUGCACAGAUAAUCUGUAUUAUUUAGUAUUGUGCCAUUUAUACCUACAGUACAUAGUCGGUCCCUAAGCUCAGUAACUAAAAGUAGUACAGAGCAAGUGCUGGGAAUCGGCAGAAAAGAUGGGGGACUACUUGGGCAUCUUUGGAGACACGGAGCUUCACUACUAAAGCGUUGUGGUUGUCUUGGGCUGGUACAGAAGCCCAAAAUAUAUGUACUACUUCUUUAGUUAAGUUUUUUUUGUAAUAAAUUGCAAUGAGUUUUGAGACCAGUAAGCGCACAUUAUGAAUGCUAAUAUCACUGCACCAUUUAGGUAUAUACUUUACAGCUUCCUUUCAUGGGUCUUCUGUAUUAAAUAUUUUACUAUUGCAUGCACACAAAACACUUAAAAUCUAGAAUUUGCAUACUGCUUUUGAGCACCUGUUUCUGUGAUCACAAAUCAAGAUAAUUUAUUUUGAGGUUUAUUUACCCUUAAAAGGAUUGACAUUUUUUGAAUUCAUACAUUUCAGACUAGCUAAUAUCCGUUUCUUUGCAAAUUAUUAUUGCUUAGUGCUGUUUAUAAAAGAGAAUUCAUCUUGAAUUAAUUUUAUUUGGUGCUUGUCAAGGUUUACAGGGUUUCCAUUUGUACAACUCUUAGCACAAAUUGUGAGCCCCUGGUUUCCCUAGUACUUAACUUAAAAGCUUCCAUGCCUCAUUCCUCUACUGUCUUUCUGGCUUUACUAGUGAACACUUAGAAAACCCUCACAGGAACAAAGUUCCAGGCUUAGAAACUGAGGGUAGCAUUUGGUUGGAGGGAGUAAACUGCAAGAAAAUUGGUCCUGGGAAUAAGUUCCUGGUUUUAAAUAGGUUUCCGUGUCCAUUUAAAAGUAAUGACACAUGGUAUUGUUGCAUGCAUGCUGACAAAAUGUCAGGAAAUAUCAUUGCAUUGGUGUGAAUUGUCUGCGUCAAAACAUUUCAAAUUUUUUGAGCAGUAAUUUCUAUUUGUUUUUGAUCAUUUGUGAAUGUCUGUUAGUCACUUACAGCAGUAUAGAUAUUUGGCGGUUUAUCCACUUACCUCUUAAAAACUGCAGUAUAGUUUUUAGCCCUCUUAUUCUUCUGGAGGUACCUUACUGAAAUCAGAAUUACUAUAUGAAAAAGCAAACAAUUUUGACUCUCAACCACAUUUCCAGCAUUUUUUUUUUUUAGAUAAAAAUCUUGUAUUCUUAAUGUCAAUACUACAAUGCUAUCUUUGAAGUUAUAGCAAGAUGAAAUGCCAAGCUGUGCAAAAAGAAAAUUAUCAGUAAAUUGCAGAACUUGCAAAAUACAUUUGUCAAAACCUGCUGUAGAUAGGAUGCCCUUCUCACAAUUAUAGACUUUAUAUGCAUGAUGUUUUGUAUAGUCCUUCAAAAUAUAUAUAUAUAUAUAUUUUUUAGUGUCAAAGUAUGUAGGUUGUUUUCUUUUAUUUUAUAUAUAUAUAUAUUUAUAUUUAUUAUUAUUAGGUAUUUAUGUCAUUUCAUAAUAUAGUCCUCAAUGCAGAAAGAAAAUGCAGUUGUCCUUGGUGCUAACUUUUCAAAAAGACAUUUUGACUAAAAAAAUUAAGGGGUACAUUCUGUGCACAACAAUGUUUGCAGAGGGUACCUGUAAGGGAAGAGUUAUGUACUGUCAUAGCUAGUGACAGAAAAUGCAUUGAAUUGCUUGGUUGUUGAUUGCUUAAGAGAAAUUUUGUUGCACUGUUGCAUUAAAAAUAAUUUAAUGCCUGUACUCCUUUUGGUGGUGAUACAUGCAUCAUGUUUGUUACAUUAUUUCUGGUAAACUUUGCUGGCAUGCUGUUAAUUGGUUGGCUGUUCAAACACAUUGCCCUAGACCAGUAAUCGCCAGCCAGAGGCCUCUGAGUAACAUGUUGCUCACCACCCCUUUUUGAUCUUUUUCACAUCGACUUCAAACCGGUAGGGUUAUUUUUGAAUUUUUGGAUCGGAGGCAUGUUUUGGAGGGACAUUUUCAUUCUUGUGUGGCUCUGCAAUACAUUUAAAUACUGCUCACAAGUUAUAAAGGUUGAAGAACCCUGCCCUUGAAAGUGCCAAUGUUUAAAUUGCCUCUGUUAAUGAUUUUAUGCUUACCCCAAAAUCCCUGGAACCCUGCAUUCCAUAGCCGAUUCCAGCAGUAAAUAUAGUUGUCUUAAUAAUGCUAUUAUAAUCCCAUAAACCCAUCAGUGCAGUGAUGUUUAAAAAUUUGGUCUAUGUGCUUACACAGUGUCAACACAACUGAAAACACUAAAGGGCAGAUUUAUAAAAAUUUGAAAUUUCGACGAACAUUUCUAAAAUAUCUCAAUCUGCAGAAAAGUUUGGUUUUUUUCUUGUCUCAAAUUUUGUUUCUACUACCUUAGGUAGUAGAUUAAUAAUUCACCCUUAAGGAGUAUAUUCCAGUAUGUUUGUUGAUUUAGGCAGUUGAUUUUGGUAGGGGCAGAUUUUUCUCACUUUAACUUACUAGUGGAAAAUCCUGAGGACAUUUCAUUUUCAUUUUGUAAAUUUAUUUUUUCCUAAUUAUUUCCGUCUUUUUUUUUUUUUUAGUUAUAAAAUGCCAAAGAAAAUCUUUGUGUUGUGAGGUUCCCACAGGCUUUUACUAACUGUAAUUCUAAAUGUAAUUCUACUGAUAGAAUUAUUAAAUUAUAGAAAUGUUGGUGUGCCACAUUGGAUAGAAAGAUCAAGAUAGUUUGGUAAGAUCAAGCACGGAUGUAUGGUGAUUCUUUGGCCUGGUUUACAGUCUACGUUGUGCCUUAAGUUCUAACUAAACUGUAUGAUCAUGGAAAUGUGUGUGACCAUUUAAAAAUUGAUUAGCCAAAGGAGAAAAGUUAGUGAUCACAUUUGGAGGCCCAAUUUCUUAAAAUUCGAAUUUGUGAAAUUUUUACAUUUGAAAAAUUGAAUGUUUGGGUUUUUUUUUUGUUUUAUUAAAAAUCAGAAAAUUAAAAAACUUGGUCGAAUAAAACCAUGAAAAAUACUGGAAUGCAUCGAAUUUGUAUUCUACAAAUGGGUCUGCAACCCCCUCCUCCCCAAAUCGCAAAUUGAAAGAUUUGGUAGAAUUUUACCUAGGACAACUCUCAUUGAAUUCUGCAUGAACUCACAAGGUUUUUUUAUGCCAAAGUUCUACAUUCACAUUUUUUCUGCACUUAAUAAAUACUGAACAUUCAAGUUUUUAAAACUAUAAUUUAAAUUUGUAACUUUUUGUGCCAAAAAACUGAAUCACAGGAAAAACUUGAAUUCAAACAUUGAUUAUUCAGCCCUUGGGUGCAUAUAUGGUGUUUUUGUCCAGCAGAUAAAGUACUGUGCUUAGCCCACAAGUUUAUCUGUCGGAUAAGUGCAAUUUGGCCAUGUUUGUGUCUGGCCAUGUUCGCACUUAAAUGUACAACUCUACUAAGAUAUCUAGAGCCAAGUUGAGGUAUUUGAAUGUAAGUUUUCUGGCAGUUGUAAACAGCAGAUUACAGGUUAACAAGGGUCAACCCCAGACAACUAUGCAGCAGUUGCAUUAUUAAAUCCUUUUACUUAAACACGCCCACACCACAGUGUGCAUCUGUCUUAUACGUAAUAUCUUGAUGUCUUUAAGACACUCCACUUUUCCAGAAGUUUGAAAAAAUUGAUUCAGAUGUAAUCCCAGAUAAAAUCAGUGACUUUGGAUAUUGUCACAACUUUAUGGUUGUAAUUCAGUAAUUUUCCAUUGUCUUGUUAACACAGAAUUUGGAAGCUGAUUGAGACAGUUGACAUGACACCAGAUUUUAUGACCAGUGUUCUAAACCACUCAAGUGUAAUCCAUUAGUUAUUUGGUUAGACUGUACACAAAAAUAUCUUGCAUAAUUUAUUUAUUUUUUUUGUGUUAAGUGAAUCAAGGUAGUGAAUAAAAUAUUCAAGUGCUUUGUAAGCUAUUAUUACACUUUAUGAGACAGAGUCUGUGAAGAUUGAACACAGAACACAUUCGUGGCUUCCUGGAAUCUAGUACUUCUAAAUAAAAUGUUAAGUGAUUAUAUAGAAUUAAACACAAAGUGUCAGUUAUAAUAAAAAUAGAUUUACAGUGCUAUUUUCCCAAUAUGUUGCCAAGUUCUAAGCAAUUUAGUUGAAACAUGAUUAUUGGCAUUAGUCUGAAAUAUGAAGACCACUAAAUACAUUCAGUUUAGAAUUUUUAAGUUUAAUUACACAAUUGCAUCAUUUUAUUUUAAAGACAACAUAGUAGCAUACAGCACUGUAAAAUAAAAUGUUAGUGUAACUUACAUUGUACAUUUUUUUUUUUUUUAAUGCAGCUUGAUGAAUUCUGAAGUUGAAAAUUUUAAAUCCCUCCACUCACUGCACAAUACUAUAUGGAUCUGUUACUCUUCAUGCUGUGUUUCAUAAAAGAACAGCAUGCAGUGGUGAUUUUCAUCCUCUUUUGGAUGAACAACAUUUUGAGGGCCCAAUUAACACAUUUACAGAGCUAUCCCACUAUACAUUUGAGAAUAAAUAAGACACUGCCACCUUAACCAGGCCAAACAUGGCCCACUGCUUUGGAGCUUCCUCAUGGAGCAGACACAUAGUUUGGGAACAACUGGUGUAAAUACAUUUUAUAUAGGAAUCUACAAUCCUUAUUUUUGCCUUGGAUCAACACCGUUCAUAUUCCACUGAACCACCACAAAGGUUGGCUUACUGCAGGUGAAUCUCCAAAUGUUUGUAUCUAUAGGGGUUUUAGCUUUUCUUAAAAAUACACCAGUAAAUCAGUGGCCUAAAAAGCAUUUACCAUAAAUGCCUGAAUGCAGAAAAAACAACAACAAAAAACUUUCCCUCCUGAUACUAGCAGGAUACACAUAAACUGUAUGUAAAGUGAGAUUAUUAUUUUUCAUACUUUAGUGUAACUUAUUUUAAUGCUAAAUAUGAUGGGAAUGCUGACUAUAUCUAAGUAUGGAGAUCCAGUUUUGGGUCCAGACCCACAGGUUAAGCAAUCUAAGUGUUCUGGCUUAUAUAAAAGAAAAUCAUACGCUGAGUACCAAAAAGUCUGAAGUUUAUUGACUUAUCCCUUUAGUGUCUAGUUGUUCUGCUUUCGGGCUUUUUUAGUCUUUAGUCAAUAUUUAUUUGUUCAAGAUAAAUAUUAAAGUUGAAAUGUGUAGUAACUUGGGCCAACUGUACAAAUAGUUAGAACUCUGAAUAUACAGCAUACAUUUUUUUUCUUUUGUGUAAACUAUACAAACUAUAUAUAUUAACUAUUGUAAAGCUAAUUUGCUUACAGAUAUAUGUACAGAACUCGACUGGUGCUUUGUUUGGUUAAAAUAUGGAUUUGAUUGUAAUAUUAACACACAUUUUCCAGUAUUUUUCUAGUUUGUGUAACACUACAAAAGGGCAUACCACCUGCAAUUUUUGUAGCCAAAGUACUUUGCUUUAAAAGGAAAAACUGACAUUUCCAAAUUGUAAUUGCUUCUCGUGGUUUUUAUAUUUUGGUGAUAUUGCCCAGAAUGUCUGGACUUUGCAUGCCUUAUAUUGUGGGAAUAUGUUCUCUUCUGAACGAUAUCCUGUAAGGCAGCUGUAGAAUUUCAACUACCUUUAAGAUACUGUACAACAUUAGAAUAAUUUAUUUUGCUUUACAAAAUUUUGUCACAUAUUGACUUUCAUAUUGUAUUUUGGUAAUAAACACGUUUUUUAUUAAAA
Molecule: messenger RNA, 9289 nt
Organism: Xenopus tropicalis (tropical clawed frog)
Lineage: Eukaryota; Metazoa; Chordata; Amphibia; Anura; Pipidae
Gene: znf507
Product: zinc finger protein 507
Exons: 7
Coding region: 341-3076 (911 amino acids)
Cellular component (GO): nucleus
Source: RefSeq, a predicted model, not a curated record